Messenger RNA from Phyllopteryx taeniolatus (common seadragon), 9286 nucleotides. RefSeq names its product MAP/microtubule affinity-regulating kinase 4a (gene mark4a). The coding region runs from base 780 to 3185 and encodes 801 amino acids. Lineage: Eukaryota; Metazoa; Chordata; Actinopteri; Syngnathiformes; Syngnathidae. The transcript is spliced from 18 exons. Gene Ontology annotation, molecular function: tau-protein kinase activity; protein serine/threonine kinase activity; ATP binding. Gene Ontology annotation, biological process: intracellular signal transduction; microtubule cytoskeleton organization; protein phosphorylation. The record is from RefSeq and is a predicted model, not a curated record. Gene Ontology annotation, cellular component: cytoplasm.
UUUUUUUUCAAAGGUGCAGUAGGAUUCCUAUUUUGCUCCUGCUUUCAAGGGCAUGGACUUAGUACCGAUGAUCAAAGCCAACGCGCGCCCUUUAAUGCUUUUAAGUCUGGUUAAUUCUGCCUGCGCUUCUUCUUCGUGGGUUAAUGGUGCAGCGCAACACACCGACGGAGAAUACCGAUUGGUGACCGCUUCGGCCUUUUGCUCCGGUGCUGCAUCUUCGGCUGCUGUGAGCUGCUGCAAAGCGGGCGAGUUGCAUUGGCGUCGACGGGAUGACAUGAAAACAACAACAACAGCAUAUUUUAUGCGCGCGUGCUGUGAUCGACGGAGAUGACACGUAAACAGAAGAUUGUGUUUGUUUUGUGCAGCAAUGAGGCAGGGGGUGGAUAGUCGCCACAGAGACGCUGGGCUCCGGCCAAACAUCUCUGCGUUUUAGCACCUAUUCCAUGCUCCGGAUUUGCAUUUGCUGCAUCGCUGAUCGACCGAGUUCUCUGUUCUCCAUUUUUUUUUUUUUUUUUUUUGUGUGCAAAGUGCAUGGUGGAUGGAAGAUGCAGUUGCAUUGAGGACACCCCCCCCUCCGGAUAUCAAUUCCUGCCAUGACAGGCAGAGGUCUGCUCUCGACCGCGGUGGUUCGGCCGGCUGGAGAAGAGGCAGAUUGAUUCGGGACUGUGGGUCAUAUCUGCGGAUGUUAUUCUGCCGGUGGAGCCUGUAAAAAAAACCAAAAACUGCUCAGUCAAAAACACACCCGCGAUUGUCACUCAGGGAAAAGCGAAAGAGAAAACAUGUCCUCUCGAUCUGCAUUACCGUCUGGAAACGACAGGAGUACUGGCGACCAUCAUGUGUUGCUGGGGGCCAGCCGCUCUGACAAGGCUACAAGUCAGUCCAGCCGUUCGCUUGGCGCCCGGUGCAGGAACUCUAUCGCCUCCUGCUCUGACGAGCAGCCACACAUCGGCAACUAUCGUUUACUCAAGACCAUCGGGAAGGGAAAUUUUGCCAAGGUCAAGUUGGCACGCCACAUCCUGACAGGCAGAGAGGUUGCAAUAAAAAUCAUAGACAAAACUCAGUUGAAUCCAACCAGCCUACAAAAGCUCUUUCGGGAGGUACGAAUAAUGAAAGGCUUAAAUCACCCCAACAUAGUGCAGCUGUUCGAGGUGAUUGAGACAGAUAAGACCCUUUACCUGAUCAUGGAGUAUGCUAGUGGAGGUGAAGUGUUUGACUACCUCGUGUCUCAUGGAAGAAUGAAGGAGGUUGAAGCCAGAGCCAAAUUUCGACAGAUUGUUUCUGCUGUCCACUAUUGCCACACUAAGAAUAUUGUCCACAGAGAUUUGAAGGCAGAGAAUCUUCUGCUGGAUGCUGACGCCAAUAUCAAGAUCGCCGAUUUCGGUUUCAGCAAUGAAUUCACACUGGGUAACAAACUGGACACAUUCUGCGGCUCGCCGCCCUACGCUGCCCCCGAACUUUUCCAGGGAAAGAAAUAUGAUGGACCCGAAGUGGAUGUCUGGAGUCUUGGAGUCAUCCUGUACACACUGGUCAGCGGCUCGCUGCCUUUUGAUGGGCAGAACUUGAAGGAGCUGAGGGAGCGUGUGCUAAGGGGAAAGUACCGCGUUCCCUUUUACAUGUCCACAGACUGUGAAGGGAUCCUUCGUCGAUUCCUGGUGCUCAAUCCCGCCAAACGCUGCACCCUUGAUCAAGUCAUGAAGGACAAGUGGAUAAAUUCAGGGUAUGAGGGUGAGGACCUAAAGCCCCAUAUAGAACCUAUUGAAGACUACAGCGAUCCGGCCCGCAUAGAGGUGAUGGUCGGCAUGGGCUUUACCCCAGAGGAAAUCAAGGACUCUCUGCUCAAUCAGAAAUACAAUGAGGUCACCGCUACCUACUUACUGCUGGGCCGCAAAGGCGAUGAGGGCAGCGAGGCCCGCACAGCCAGUACCCUGUCCUUGGCAAGGGUACGACCCAGCCCUAUAACCAAUGGAACCAACAAACACUCUUCAGCAGCUACAGGCUCCUCUUCCUCCUCCACCUCCUCCUCACACAGUAAGACACAGCGCAGUGCCUCCACUUACCACAGGCAGCGACGACACAGCGACUUCUGCGGGCCUUCCAUGCCCGUCAUGCACCCCAAACGGAGCCCAACAAGCACCGGCGAGCGGGAGCUGCGAGAGGGACGAAUGCCUUCACGUAAGGCCAGUUGCAGCGUGAUGGGAAGCCACAGCCUCCCUCCUUCUAGUCCAAUGGUUAGCAGCGCCAACAACCCCAACAAGUCGGAGAUACCAGACCGCCGUAAAGACAUGACCGCCACCACAAACAACAUCCCUGGAAGCGCUAUGACACGUCGAAACACAUACGUGUGCACGGAUCGCUCAGGGACUGACAGGCACUCUCUCUUGCAGAAUGGCAAAGACAACAGCUCUCUGGGCCACCGCAUGCCUGCAGCGUCUCCCUCCACACUCAGCAUUUCUGGGGCCGGAGCCACAUCUUCCUCUUCUUCGGACCGAUGCCGCUUGACCCGAGGCUCUACAAUCCGCAGCACCUUUCACGGGGGACAGCUGAGGGACCGUGGCCCUCCGAUUUACUCAGCCCCGCCCACUUCACCCACCCUGUCCCACCAUGAUGCCAGCCCGCUGCCCCAUGCUCGCACCAGGGCCACCUCCAACCUCUUCACCAAGCUGACCUCCAAACUCACUCGCAGGGUCAACCUUGACCCGUCCAAGCGCCAGGGCUCAAACAAAUCAGUGUCGGGUUGCACUCUUCCACAAGGAUCAAAAACCGUUAGGUCACAAAUGAAUCUGAGGGAAUCAGGAGAUUUGCGGUCACAAGUUUUGCAAACUUACAAACGUUGUGUCUACCUUUCCAGUUGCCAUCUACCUGGGUAUCAAAAAGCGUCCGAGCCCAGGGCCGUCGGACGUGGCCGGGAUCUGAGAAGCAGUGGGCGGCGGGACCCUGCGGAGGUUGUACUGGCUCUGCGGGAGGCAGCACUCGGAUGCAGCUGCCAGGUGCACCGUGCCGGCCCCUUUCUGCUCUCCUGCACCCAUGGCGUGGCAGGGGGCCGCGUGGCUUUUGAGGCAGAGGUGUGCCAUCUUUCCACGGGCGCCUCUGGGACUUCAAACGGGGUGCGCUAUACACGACUCUGGGGGGCACCACUAGCUUUUCGGGACAUCGCCACCCAAAUAUCCAAGGAUCUUGAACUCUGAGUGGCGGGUGUGGGGAUGUGUCAGUGUGUGUGCGAGUGUUAGAAAGGGUAUUUAUGUGUGGGAAAAGGACAACUUUAGAAUAAUGGAGCAGAGAAGUGGCAAGUGGAAAUACUAACUUCUCUUCCUAGUUUCUUCACAACUACCACACAUGUAGACACACACACACACACACACUGAGGAAACCACCCCCCUCACCCCAAGCCACUCCCACACCUCCCUCCAUCCCGUCACCCCACAAAAGCUCAGCUCUCCCCGUUGAGAAACUUCACCCUCUGGACCUGGAUCUGACUGAAUCUAUUUCAAUAUUUUUUACUACUACUACUCUAGCCAUAAUUAUUCUUUUUUAAUUUAUUGCUCUGAUGGUUGUUUUUAUCCAGUAUUAUUUUUACUAGUGCAGAAAAACAUCAUUCAUUGUGUUUGAGCGACCAGCCCGUCCUCUUUUUCAAUAUUGAUAUCUGUUCAUAUUUACAUCCACCAUUCAAUUUUUCCAUACACUUCUGGACAUAACAUAUGGAGAUGGUCUGGCUAUGUGUCAGACAAGCAAUCGAAGUGGGUCGCUUCGAUUAGUCCCCAUCGCUACGUACUACAGUGACGACUGCGCUGGAUUAAGGUCACUGGGAGCAGGGUUGGCCAGUCAGAAUCUGACUAACACUAAUGAGUCUGUGACAUCUUCAGCUUAACGAGGCGGUGGGUUUGUGGCUUCUCAAUCACAUUUCCGGGUGGCAGAUGAGCAGGAAAAAAAAUGCUUUUGAGUCUCAACAAAGAAGCUGCAGACAGCUCAUUCAAUGAAUAGAGCUUUUUUUGUUUGUUUUCAAAUGGAAAUGUACUCAUUAGAUGUUUACAUACAGUUAUGCCACAAAAUAUUAAUACCCUGGCCAAAUUUGGACUUAAAAGUCGUUUUUAAUUUCAUAAGAAUGGGUCUCAUAACUGCAAAUCAUGCCCGAAAGGGGUAAACGACUGUAAUCCCCCUGCCCAUGUCAACAUAAAAUUUGGAGGGGGCCCUCUGAAGAAUAAAAUUUGGAAGGGGGCCUCUGAAGGAGCCAAGAAUAUGGUGCUACAUCCUUGCAUCCAUUUUCUGUACUGCUUGUGAGCUGGAGCCUAUCCCAACAUAUUUUGGACAAGAGGAAGGGUAACCCUGGACGGGUUGCAAGUCAAUCACAGACAAAUAUAGACAGAUAACGAUUCACACUAACAUUCACACCUAGGGCUCUAUUUUCAGGACCGGGGUAAAUCCGGCGAGCGACGCGAUUGUGUGCCAGGGGCGGGUUAGACGGUAUUGGUACUUUUGUAGACCAGAUCACACCGACCGAUCCGAGAAUGGGUGGGCUGCAUCACUGUGGGCGUGUCUACAGUCGACAUCUUUCUGACAUGGCGACAUCUCUGUGCAAAAGACGACGAUGCGUAAUCUCAGUGAUCCGUGCAAUUGUCACAGCACUUGGUCGGCGUGACAACAGGCAGUGUGAGCGGGUACCCUUAAUAAAUACAAUUGAAGCCUGUGGUAACUGCUAGCCACUUAAAUAUGUCCGCAGACUUCAUGUAUCUGUCCCCACCCUCCAUAGCUGUGCCAGCCAUGUGGGAUGAUUUAAGAAAAUAUAAUAAUGACAAUGAUAAUAUUAAUAGAAAUAAUGCAUUCAAUUAAUUGUUUUCGACAAUGAUUCAGAUGGUUAGAUGCCCGCUGUUUACAUAUUUAUGAAUGGAAUACAUCUGACAUCCACCAGACUUCCACCAGUCUGCGGAGCUUGCGUAUCCGUCUGCCUGUGCACCCAUCAAAUUCACCAAAAUCGCAUUAGACCAGCUGUGCUAAACUUUAGAUGUGGUGUAAGUUUAGACUGACUUUCUGCCACCAAAUUGUCACUGCGCCCACGGUUAUGUCAAAGGACACACCUUUGCCAAUUUUCCAAAUUGGAAAAUGCGCAGCGAGCCUUGCACUUGCACGAAAACUACAACCCCAAUUCCAGUGAAGUUUGGACGUUGUGUUAAACAUAAAUAAAAACAGAAUACAAUGAUUUGCAAAUCAUGUUCAACCUAUAUUUAAUUGAAUACACUACAAAGACAAGAUAUUUAAUGUUCAAACUGAUAAACUUUAUUGUUUUUAGCAAAUAAUCAUGAACUUAGAAUUUUAUGGCUGCAACACAUUCCAAAAAAGCUGGGACAGGGUCAUGUUUACCACUGUGUUACAUCACCUUUUCUUUUAACAACAUCCAAUAAACGUUUGGGAACUGACGACACUAAUUGUUGAAGCUUUGUAGGUGGAAAUGUUUCCCAUUCUUGCUCAAUGUACAGCUUCAGCUGUUCAACAGUCCGGGGUCUCCGUUGUCAUAUUUUACGCUUCAUUAUGCGCCACACAUUUUCAAUGUGAGACAGGUCUGGACUGCAGGGAGGCCAGUCUAGUACCCGCACUCUUUUACUACGAAGCCACGCUGUCGUAACACGUGCAGAAUGUGGUUUGGCAUUGUCUUGCUGAAAUAAGCAGGGGCGUCCAUGAAAAAGACGUCGCUUGGAUGGCAGCAUGUUUCUCCAAAACCUGUAUGUACCUUUCAGCAUUAAUGGUGCCUUCACAGAAGUGUAAGUUACCCAUGUCAUUGGCACUAACACAGAUGCUAGCUUUUGAACUUUGCGUCCAUAACAGUCCGGAUGGUUCUUUUCCUCUUUGGCCCGGAGGACACGACAUCCACAAUUUCCCAAAACAACUUGAAAUGUGGACUCGUCGGACCACAGAACACUUUUCCACUUUUCAUCAGUCCAUCUUAGAUGAGCUCGGGCCCAGAGAAGCCGGCGGCGUUUCUGGGUGUUGUUGAUAAAUGGUUUUUGCUUUGCAUAGUAAGUUGCACUUACGGAUGUAGCGCCGAACUGUAUUCAUGACAUUGGUUUUCUGAAGUGUUCCUGAGCCCAUGUGUUGAUAACUUUUACACAUUGAUGUCGGUUUUUGAUGCAGUGCCGGCCGAGGGAUCGAGGUCACGGGCAUUCAAUGUUGGUUUUCGGCCCUGCCGCUUACAUGCAGUGAUUUCUCCAGAUUCUCUGAACCUUUUGAUGAUAUUAUGGACCGUAGAGGAUGAAAUCCCUAAUUCCUUGCAAUUGUACAUUGAGGAACAUUGUCCUUAAACUGUUGGACUAUUUUCUCACGCACUUGUUCACAAAGAGGUGAACCUCGCCCCAUCUUUGCUUGUGAAUGACUGACCAAUUCAGGGAAGCUCCUUUUAUACCCAAUCAUGGCACGCACCUGUUCCCAAUGAGCCUGUUCACCUGUGGGAUGUUCCAAACAGGUGUUUGAUGAGCAGUCCUCAACUUUCUUUUUUGAAAUCUGUCCCAGCUUUUUUGGAACAUGUUGCAGGCAAAAAAAUUCUAAGUUCAUGAUUAUUUGCUAAAAACAAUCAAGUUUAUCAGUUUGAACAUUAAAUAUCUUGUCUUUGUAGUGCAUUCAAUUAAAUAGAGGUUGAACAUCAUUUGCAAAUCGUUGUAAUCUGUUUUUAUUUAUGUUUAACACAACGUCCCAACUUCAUUGGAAUGGGGGUUGUAGGAAAUGCCAGCUUUUGCGCCUUGCCGCAGAUGCAAUUUAGAGUCUUCAGUUAACCUUUCAAGUGGGUUUUCUGGGACAAUGUUCCUCUGGAGUAGAACAAAUUAUUGCGUUUUUCACAAUCGUCUGAUCAGCCAUGUCAAUAAUUUUCAAAAUGUAAAACAAUGCAAAUGGCAAAUAAUAUUAUCUCCAACACAAGUCUUUUACUUCUUUAUUUCCAGACAGAAGAUACCUUGUCAACAAUUAGAUUUUCACUUUAACUCCAUCUAAAAUUUCCCCAGGGUAUUAAUAAUCUCAGGCUUAACUGUGCAUAGAACAGAUUUCAGCUUUCUUUCGUUAUCAUGCGUGUUCGGAGCAUCAGAAUUUUCCAACCUGUCAUGGUGCGUCAUCCCGUCGCCUUUUCGUUAAACGCAUAGCACUGAAAGCAGCAAUUCUGACACACACUUGAGAGAAUCCAUCCAACCUGUAGCCCUCAUUCACUUCAAUGUUUAUGAAGUACGGUUUCACGGUGUCGUGGGCAGCUGAGCAUGAGGCAAUUCCUAUUGCCCUUUAGUGUAGCCUGUCGUGCCAUCACAACUGGCUUACAUUCAGUGCAAUGCAGCACUUGUGCCCAUCUCUGCGCCCUGCACGGUCACCACAUCAUCACCAAAAGAGUGGAUGAGCCAAGUAGCAAAACCCAUCAGAGUACACAGAAAAACACACUCCACCCUCUUCUUGUUGUGGCACAGUAUAUGAACUUGUCUGUCCAUCCUCGAUGACUGCGGGCUGUUGCUAUAAAAGGGAAGUACCCUGGAAAGGCAUGAUGAAGGCAUUGUGGACGUUUUUUUUUUCACCCCCUUCUUCUUUUUAGUCCAGUUGCCUUUAAAGUGAACUACCCCAGCGCCUUCACAUGGUAUAUAUUUAAUGUACAAAAAGGAAGAGAAAGAAAGACUGCUUUCUAUUCUCUCCCCAUGUUUUUAGUGAAUACCGUACUGUGAUAUUUACGUAGGCUGCAGAGAUCAUGUUGUUUGGCUGCUGAUUUACUGUUAAUACUAUUUCUCAAUUGUGGCUUUUCUCAUGGUGACCCCCAAACCAACACCCAUCAUCCCCCCAUGUCCAUUUCCUUUUCGUACCUACCAAAUCAAGCAACUCUAUUAAACAGGGAUGCCAACCUCCACUGUCAACUACCUUCAAGUUCAGUCAUUCCAAUAAGCAUCUGGCUUUCCUCAACCUUGAGACCCUGUUUUCUCAUUGUACUGGGGGCUAAUGUAUGACAUCUUCUCAUUGCUGCUUGGUGUGUGCUUUUUCAGCCAGGGAGUGGGGAGACUGGGUUUGACCUAACCUCUUCUUUAGGGUGAAAAGCAGUGUGGACACCAGGAGUCUGUCCCUGUCUUCUGCCUCGUUGUGGUAUAUAUAUUUGCAUUAGGUAAUAGAGACCUCAAUGCACUUUGCUUUGACUUGAAUCAGCUCCUUCCAGUGGACCUUUAUGGGAUACCCACAACUAGCCACUGGAGGGCGCCAAUGUCUUAAAUGUGAAACACUUCAAUUUGUGGAUAUUUGCACAGGUACUUAAUUUAUUUUUUAGAAUAUCAUUAAAACAGGAUUUAUAUCAGUCAGUUGUUGACUGUAUAUACAAUUUAUGAAAAUAGUAUAUAUCUUAGAGCUCAAGGUUUAUUUAUAGCUAGAGCAAGAGAACGUCAAUCUAUUUUAAAGCUGUUUCUGUCAGUGACAAUGGGUAAACCAACCCACUUGCAAACCCGCAUGACUUCAGUGUUUGGAUUUAAAGGGAGAAAUGAAACACGAUGCACAGCUAGGAUCGGUAGCUUUGUGAAACGCAGACAUAUUUGAACGUAAAUCUAUACACUAUCAAGAAAUAAGUGCUUGGUAUGGCUGCAAGCUUUUUCCCCUCUCACUUAUGGACAGACAGCCUUUGGGUAUAACACAGUGACUUUACAUUGUUCACUACAUUCAGGGCAUCUUCAGGCUCAUUAAAAGGUAGACCUGGAAUUAGAAAUGUACCCACAUAAUAUACUGAAAGAAAGCAUGUAGUUUUCCAUCCCUAUUUAAAUUGGGACUUAAACUGUUUACCUUAAACUGAAUCUGAUCCUUAACGUUAUCAAAGCCCCGUGUUGCAUUCAAGCCAUAGAAAGCUAUGCCACUGACUUGGUUGUAUAUCAGGUGAAGCAUUGCAGUGGAACCAACUGAAGACAAAAAAAAAAGGCCGAGCAAACAACUCACUCUUAGGGGGAGAAUGGAUGAACACGGUGCAAUUUUUAAAUUAAACUAUUUUUUUUUAUUUUAUUUUAAUUUUUUUAUUUUAACUUCAGUGGUAAACGUGGUUUUGACAGAAGGUGCAGUAUUUUUAAUCCCAGAGGGCUCAGUAUUAAACACGCACCGCUGUUUCAAAACAGAUUUUGAAAAGGAAAAAAAAAUGUUGGUGUAUGCAAAAGAGCCUCGAUGAGACUGAUAAAAUGCUUGGUAGCCUUUUCACUGCUUUGCUCUUUUAAUUCCUCCCCAACAGAAACCAACUGUAAACUGAGCUUGAGUGGUUGUGAUAUCUAAAGGAGAACAUGGAGUUGAAGAUUAAUAAAAUUCACUGAUGUUGGCA